Microthlaspi erraticum is the source of this 2982-nucleotide messenger RNA. The record is from the annotation of a GenBank genome assembly. Lineage: Eukaryota; Viridiplantae; Streptophyta; Magnoliopsida; Brassicales; Brassicaceae.
AUGCAAACUUUUUCUCUGUUUUGUAUUUCCCUAGUCAUCGUUUUGGCAACAGGCUACAGCGAUGCUUUCACCAGAAAUGAUUUUCCUGAAGAUUUCCUCUUCGGAGCCGCCACUUCUGCUUAUCAGUGGGAAGGAGCUGUUGAUGAAGAUGGAAGGACUCCUAGUGUCUGGGAUACUUUCUCCCACUCUAAUAACAAAGGCAAUGGAGAUAUAGCAUGUGAUGGGUAUCACAAAUACAAGGAAGAUGUUAAGCUGAUGGCAGAAAUGGGCUUAGAAUCAUUCAGGUUCUCUAUCUCAUGGACAAGACUCAUACCUAACGGAAGAGGACCACUUAACCCAAAAGGUUUAAGAUUUUACAAAAACCUCAUCAAAGAACUACGUAGCCAUGGAAUCGAACCACACGUCACACUUUACCACUAUGACCUUCCUCAGACUCUAGAAGAUGAGUACGGAGGAUGGAUCGACCGCAAAGUCAUAAAAGACUUCACUGCUUUUGCAGAUGUAUGCUUCAGAGAGUUUGGAGACGAUGUGAAGUUUUGGACUACAAUCAAUGAGGCUACAAUAUUCGCCAUUGCUUCUUACAGCGAAGGAUUUGCGCCUCCAGGACAUUGUUCUAACAACGAGUUCUUCAAUUGCUCCACUGGAAACUCUUCUACUGAACCAUAUAUUGCAGGCCAUAACAUGUUGCUAGCUCAUGCCUCUGCUUCCAAAUUGUAUAGACUAAAGUACAAGAGUAAGCAGAGAGGAUCCAUAGGCCUUAGCAUAUAUGCAUUCGGUUUAACUCCUUAUACUAACUCCAAGGACGAUGAAAUCGCAACUGAGAGAGCAAGAGAUUUCUUCUUUGGCUGGAUGUUGAAGCCUUUGGUGUUUGGGGACUAUCCGGAAGUAAUGAAGAGAAUAUUGGGACCGAGGUUACCAGUUUUCACAGAGGAAGAGUCGGAGCAAGUCAAAGGAUCAUCUGACUUUGUCGGAAUAAUCCACUACAUGACGGUAUAUGUCAAAAACAGUAAACCCACACUUUCUCUUCUUCCGACCAGAGAAGACUUCUUUGCAGACAUGGGCGCAGAGACUAUUUACAUUGGGAAUUCUACAUUCUUUACGUGGGAUGUUAUGCCAUGGGGUCUUGAAAGUGUCUUGGAGUAUCUAAAGCACAACUAUAACAAUCCUCCAAUCUACAUUCUUGAAAAUGGUAACGCGAUGAAACAUGGUUCGACGAUGGAAGACUCAGAAAGCGUUGAUUACAUUAAAGGUUACAUUGGUGCUGUGCUCAACGCCAUCAAGAAUGGAUCGGACACAAGAGGUUACUUUGUAUGGUCGAUGAUUGAUUUGUACGAGUUGUUGAGUGGAUACGAGUACAGCUAUGGAAUGUACUAUGUGAAUUUCAGCGAUCCUGAGCGCAAGAGGUCUCCAAAGCUCUCUGCUUCUUGGUACACUGGUUUUCUCAAUGGUACAAUCGAUGUUGAUCCUCAAGAUAUUGCUCGGUUCCAGAGCAACUUCUCUGGUUCUUCUUCACUGGAAUUCUACAGCGAUGCUUUCACCAGAACCGAUUUUCCUGAGGAUUUCGUCUUCGGAAGUGCCACUUCUGCUUAUCAGUGGGAAGGAGCUGCUGACGAAUAUGGAAGGACUCCUAGCGUCUGGGAUACUUUCUCCCACUCUCAUGACAUAGGUGAUGGAGAUAUAGCAUGUGAUGGUUAUCACAAAUACAAGGAAGAUGUUAAGCUGAUGGCAGAGAUGGGUUUAGAAGCAUUCAGAUUCUCCAUCUCAUGGACAAGGCUCAUACCUAAUGGAAGAGGACCCAUUAACCCAAAAGGUUUAAGAUUUUACAAAAACCUCAUCAAAGAACUACGAGGCCAUGGAAUCGAACCACACGUUACACUUCACCACUAUGAUUUUCCUCAGUCCCUUGAAGAUGAGUACGGAGGAUGGAUCAACCGCAAAAUCAUAGAAGACUUCACUGCUUUUGCAGAUGUAUGCUUCAGAGAGUUUGGGGAGGAUGUGAAGUUUUGGACUACAAUCGAUGAAGCUAACGUAUUCGCCAUUGGUGCUUAUAGCCAAGGAAUUGUGGGGCCUGGACAUUGUUCUUCUAACAAAUACGUCAAAUGCUCCACUGGAAAUUCAUCUACUGAACCAUAUAUUGCAGGCCAUAACCUAUUGCUAGCUCAUGCCUCUGCUUCCAAACUGUAUAGACUAAAGUAUAAGAGCAAGCAGAGAGGAUCCGUAGGCCUUAGCAUAUUUGCACUCGGUUUCUUUCCUUACACUAACUCCAAGGAUGAUGAAAUCGCUACUGAGAUGGCUAAAGAUUUUUUCUCUGGCUGGAUGUUGAAGCCUUUGGUGUUUGGGGACUAUCCAGAAGUAAUGAAGAGAAACGUGGGACUGAGGUUACCAGUUUUCACAGAGCAAGAGUCAGAGCUAGUCAAAGGAUCAUCCGACUUUGUAGGUAUAAUCCACUACACGACAUACUCUGUCAAAAACAUUAAACCAACACUUUCUCUCCUUCCCAACGACAUUAGCUUCUUCACAGACAUGGGCUUCGAGCUUAUCUACACUGGUGCUUCGGUCUCUUCGUGGAAGUCUGUUCCAUGGGGUUUUGAAAGUGUGUUGGAGUAUGUGAAACAGAGCUAUAACAAUCCUCCCAUCUACGUUCUUGAAAACGGUUUUCCGUUGGAACACGAUACGACGCUGCAAGACUCAGAAAGAGUUGAAUACAUUCAAGACUACAUUGGUGCUAUGCUCAACGCCAUCAAGAAUGGAUCGGACACAAGAGGUUACUUUGUAUGGUCGAUGAUUGAUUUGUUCGAGUUAUUAGCUGGAUACGAGACCAGCUUUGGACUGUACUAUGUGAAUUUCAGCGACCCUGGUCUCAAGAGAUCUCCAAAGCUCUCUGCUUCUUGGUACACUGGUUUUCUCAAUGGUACCAUUGAUGUUGUUCCUCAAGAUGUUACUCGGUUCCAGAGCAACUUCUCUGGCUCCUCUUCAUUGUAA